Chroicocephalus ridibundus (black-headed gull) is the source of this 9152-nucleotide messenger RNA. It is a transcript of the gene CRB1, whose product is annotated as crumbs cell polarity complex component 1. The transcript is spliced from 12 exons. The record is from RefSeq and is a predicted model, not a curated record. Gene Ontology annotation, biological process: Notch signaling pathway. NCBI's taxonomy places the organism in Eukaryota, Metazoa, Chordata, Aves, Charadriiformes, Laridae. Gene Ontology annotation, molecular function: Notch binding; calcium ion binding. The coding region runs from base 274 to 4503 and encodes 1409 amino acids.
GAGAGACUCCAGUCCAGCUCGCAGACAAAUCUGCACCAGGUUUGAAAAAUCACUCGGACCUGCCAAAGUAAAACCUUAACAAGCACAAGUGCCUUUUGAAUCAAAGUCUGUAGGUUUGCAGUGAACAGGCUGAUGAGGGGCACAGGCAAAGAUGGCUCGUAGGGGACGGGGCGCCUUGGGUCUUACCUCAGUUUCAGAGAUGGGGAGGCAGCAGUGAGGGUCAGCGCCAGCCCUUUGGACAACAGACAACUCCGCGGAGGAUGUCCUAUCAAGAUGAAUAUGGCUCAUUCAAGAAUUAACUCUCUACUCAUCUUCUACCUCAGUUUUUUGCUGCUCAUCCAUUUAAAAAAGUCACUUUGCACGAGGAAUGAUUCCAGGUGCCUGUCAAACUCUUGCCAAAAGAACUCUACAUGCGUUGCUGGUUGUAAAGGCGAUAUUUGCUGUUGUGCGGACGCAUCAGUGGACAGCGUGGAGGAACUUUGUAAUAACACUGCUGAUCCCUGCUCCUCAAGCCCUUGUCUUCAAAAUGCUACCUGUUUAAGCUCUGCUGGAAACCUCAGCUUUACUUGCGAGUGCCCUGCUGGGUAUAAUGGGCCUAACUGUGAAAUAGCUGUCAGCGUGUGUGACACAAACCCGUGUGAGCAUGGAGGAACCUGCCAAAGUGGCCUGGCUGGGCCCACCUGCCUUUGUAGCGCAGGAUACACAGGUACACUCUGUGAAAUGGAUUUUGAUGAAUGCAUUUCCGAACCAUGUCACAACGGAGCGGUGUGCAGGGAUGGGGUUGAUGAAUACUCCUGCUACUGCGUCCCAGGCUACCAAGGCAAGCACUGUGACCUGGAGGUGAAUGAAUGUGUGUCAGAUCCGUGCCUGAAUGGGGCAACAUGUCUCAACCAGAUAGGACAGUAUAACUGCAUCUGUCCACUUGGAUACACAGGUACAAACUGUGAGCUGGAAAUCGAUGAGUGCUUGUCACAGCCGUGCCUGAAUGGUGCAACCUGCCGCGAUUCCCUGGGGAGCUUCGCCUGCUCCUGCGCCCCCGGCUUCCUCGGGGACCUCUGUGAAACCAACAUCGAUGAGUGCGUCAGCCAGCCGUGUCUCAACGGGGGACAGUGCAUGGACCAUGCCAACGGGUACAGCUGCAACUGUACUGGUACUGGAUUUAUGGGCAUACACUGCGAGACCCUAAUGCCCUUAUGCUGGUCACAACCAUGCUACAAUAACGGCACUUGCGAGGACAACGCUGACAAUUACACAUGCCACUGCUGGCCAGGCUAUGCGGGUUCCCGCUGCGAGGAGGACAUCGGGGAGUGCAGCAGCAGCCCCUGCCUCUCUGGGGGUGACUGCGUGGAGCGAUCCUGGGCCAGCCGCUACGGGAGCGUGCCAGGCCUGCCACCGACCUUCAGCUACGACAAGGCCGAGGGCUAUAUCUGUAGCUGCAAGCCAGGCUUUACCGGUACUCACUGUGAUGAAGACAUCAACGAAUGUUACACGAACCCUUGCCAAAAUGGUGGAAUCUGUGAGAAUUUUCCUGGGAAUUACACUUGCCAUUGCCCACCUGCAGACAAAGAAGGGAUUUAUUAUGGUGGCUGGAACUGUACAGAAGUCCUCCGUGGCUGUACUGAUCAGCAAUGCCAAAACAAUGGAAUAUGUAUCCCACAUUUAAAAAAUGGCCAACACGGAUUCAGCUGCGUGUGUUCACCUGGGUAUACUGGAAGGCACUGUGAAACCGUAACAACAUUUUCUUUUCAAGGAAACAGUUUCCUUUUGCUGAAGAAUCCUGUGACUCCUAAAAAGGAAUUUUUCUAUAACAUAAACCUGAGGUUUCAGACUGUGCAACCUACGGCUUUGCUGUUUUACCGAGGGGAGAAAAACACAUUUGCGAAGCUGGAGUUACUGAAUGGCUACUUACAGUUAUCCGUGCAAGUCAAUAACCAGCCACAGGCUCUUUUGCAUAUUUCACAUAAUGUCAGUGAUGGAGAAUGGCAUUCCGUGGAGGUAACCUUGGCAAGAGCUGUUACUCUUAAUUUGCCUGACAGCUCUUGUGUAGAAUCAUGUCUCAAUAAAACGUCUGCUAUGAUAGAUAACGAUCACGUGAUGCUUGCAUUUCAGAGCACGUUUUUGGGCGGCUUACCAGUGGGGAAUAUUAGCGGCAACUCUCUGCUUAACACCUAUAAUAUACGUUCUGCACCUUCAUUUGUAGGCUGUCUCCAGGACAUUGAAAUAGACUUGAAUGUUAUUACUCCAGAGAACCUAUCACCUGAAUCAUCUUUAAAUGUCAGGACAGGAUGUACUAAAAAGGACUGGUGUGAAACUCACCCUUGUAAGAACAGGGGACGCUGUACCAACCUGUGGCUGAGCUACCACUGCAAUUGCUACCGGCCCUACACAGGGCCAAGCUGCGCAACAGAGUACAUUCCAGGCCGGUUUGGAUCUGAGGACUCCUCAGGCUAUGCUGCUUUUUCUCUUGGUGCCACUCAGAACGAAAAUUUGGACAUAUCAAUGUUUGUCCGAACACGCAAAUCUUCUGGCUUGUUACUGGCUUUGAGAAACAGUACUUACCUCUACGUAAGAGUCUACUUGGAAGGUGGGAAACUCACACUGUUAGCUCUAAAUUCCAUGAAGUUAGUAGGGAAACACUCCAUGAACGAUGGAAACUUUCACUUAAUAACAUUAAAAAUAGAACCAAAUAAGAUGGAAUUGUUCCAAUCCUCUCAAUACCUAGGCUUUAUUUCUACUCCAGUACUAACCAUCCAAAGUAAGGAUAUUCUUUAUAUCGGAGGCCUACCAGAUAACAAAGAAAUUGAUAGAAAUGGCAGGUAUUUCAAAGGCUGCAUCCAAGAUAUAAGAGUGAAUCACCAGCCGCUGGAAUUCUUCCCCAUCACCAAUCCACUGAAUUCUUUUAUCAACCGAACUCUGAUCAAUGUCACCCAAGGCUGCACUGGUGACAACCUCUGCAAGUCCAGCCCUUGCCACAAUGGUGGUGUGUGCUAUUCAAUCUGGGAUGACUUCACGUGCACAUGCCCCCCUAACACAGCGGGGAAGGCAUGCGAGGAAGUUAAGUGGUGUGAGCUUGGACUCUGUCCUCCUGAAGCACAAUGCCAGCUGGUGCACCAAGGAUUUGAAUGUCUUGCUAAUGCAGUGUUUAGUGGCCGAAGCAGUGCGAUAUUUUACAGAAGCAAUGGAAAAAUCAGCAGAGACCUCACCAAUAUCGUAUUUGGCUUUCGAACUAGGGACACUGACGUGAUUCUGCUGUAUGCGGAGAAGGAGCCAGAGUUUGUUAUCAUCAGUAUUCACAACUCCAAAUUAGUCUUUCAAUUACAAAGCGGCAACAGCUUUUAUAAGCUGACCCUUGCUAGCUCACUGCCCGUGAGUGACGGGAAAUGGCACCAAGUGAUGGUCUCUAUGGUAGAGCCUCUGUCCCAGUUCUCUAGAUGGCACAUGGAUAUAGACAGCAAGAAAGACACCGCAACUAGCACAACUGCCGCAGGAAGCCUCAACUUUUUAAGAGAUGAGACAGACAUCUAUGUGGCUGACAAGGCUUUUGACAGUCUGGAUGGCCUGCGAGGAUGCAUGAGCACCAUAGAAAUCAGUGGCAUUUAUCUCUCAUACUUUGAAAAUGAGGACAUCCCUACUAAAAAACCUCAAGAGGAGCAGUUUCUCAAAAUAUCCGCAAACCCUGCUCUUACUGGCUGUUCGCAGGUAGAAGUCUGCAGCUCAGAUCCCUGUAUGCAUGAGGGGAUAUGUGAAGACUUCUAUACUUCCUACCGUUGCAUAUGUCCCAAAGGAUGGACUGGCACCCAUUGUGAAGUCAACAUCGAUGAAUGCUUUUCAAACCCCUGCAUUCAUGGGAACUGCACUGACGGGAUCAGCUCUUAUGAGUGCAGUUGUGAACCUGGUUACACAGGGGUAAACUGUGAAGAGGACAUAGACAACUGCCGGGGCCACCAGUGUGCAAACGGGGCCACUUGCGUAGAUGGGAUUGAUGGAUAUUCUUGCCUGUGUGCUGGUAACUUCACAGGAAAAUUUUGCAGAUACAGAAGAUUACCGUAUACAGUUUGUGGGAACGAAGAGAGAAACCUCACCUGUUUCAACUAUGGCAACUGCACCGAUCUUAGCGGCGAGCUGAAAUGUGUGUGCCUGCCUGGGUUUGCUGGAGAACGGUGUGAAAAGGACAUCGAUGAGUGCAGCUCCGACCCGUGUCUGAAUGGGGGCCUCUGCCAGAACCUACUCAACAAGUUCCACUGCCUCUGCGACGUCAACUAUGCCGGAGACCGCUGUGAGAUAGAUUUGACAACUGACUUGAUCUCGAACAUAUUCACCUCCAUUGGCUCAGUAACGCUGGCCUUGUUAUUGAUCCUCUUCUUGGCAGUUGUGGUUUCAGUCAUCGCUGCCAAUAAACGGGCGACUCAAGGGACCUACAGCCCCAGCCGGCAGGAGAAGGAGGGAUCCCGGGUAGAAAUGUGGAACAUGGUGCAGCCACCGCCGACAGAAAGACUGAUUUAGAAGAAAACUCUCCUCCAUCCUGGAAGAUGGCUGAAAGGGGACAGUGUACAUAUGUUAGAUAUGUUUGUUUUCAUUCUGAUUCCGGAAAUACUGAUAUAAAGAUUGCAAUGACUUUGGGCCUUCAAUAUUUUCAAUAUAUCAAUAAUUUUAAGUCGAAUAAUAUUAAAAUUCUCUUAGCAUUUAAGUGACCCAACGCCAUUUAUCUUUGUUUUGGACCAACCCAUCCAAGGGCAACUUUUAUUUCCACUGGGAAGUCCAGCCUUGGUAAUCAGCGGUAGGCGUUACAGACAGUAAUGGCUCCUGGGAUACACGUAAGUGCCUGUCUCGGAUGCAACAUGAAAAACAGCUUCUCGUUUGUGCUUUCCUUUGACUGCCUCGCAAUCACUGCAGCAGAAGACAAUGCAGACUAAUCAAAUAAACCUGUACAGUAAAGACAUUAUAAUUCUGUUAUCAAAGGGUUUAGUACUAGAGCUGUGUCUCAGCAUAUCUACUUUCAUCUGUUAAUCAGGGAUUAAAAGGAAGCUGUGUGAAAAAUCUCCAAAAUAAAUGCUUCAUAUUUAAUUGGUUUUCUUUCCUUCAGUUCUCUCAUUUUACCCUCUGCCCUUCUAACUUCUACUGAAAAGAAUUUCAGUUUCCAGAAGAGCACAUAUUUCUCUGAGUGUAAAAGACCGUGUCCUAAAAUUUCUGGUGGGCAUAAUCUGACCUCUUGGAAGACAUGAAAUCAACAUCCUAAGCAAAUUUUCAUAUCCACACUACUGCCAUUUUCUCAUUACAAUACUACUCGACGGCCCAUUUUAUAAAACUAUUGCUUCUGACAUUGCAAACAUAUUUUGGCUGCCCAAAAGCACACUCAAAAACAUUUCCCAAAGCUCAUGGAAAAUACCAGGAAAGUGGCAGAAGUGGCCUACGGGUAAAGCACUGCCUUGGAAAUAACGAAAAAGCAUCUCAGCUCUGAUGACAGAGUUGGUGCUUCUCCUGGAGUUGAGACUUCUCAUAUGAUUACAGGCAAAUACUUUUUGGUGCCUCAAUUUUCAUCUUUUAAAACAGGGAUAAUCCCAUUUAACUACCUCAUAAUGCAACAAAAGGAUUGCAACUGUUUGUUGAUAAAGAAACACAUGCAUAAAAUGUAAUUGAAUAACAAGAAAAGUUUGUAAGAAAUCUUGCAAUGAAAUAGAUAUUUGAAAAUCUUCAAGAGAUUUAAUGAUCAUUCUUGUAGUAGGAAAGGAUGUGCCAAAAAUACACCCAGAGUUUAUUUGAACCGUAGAGGCAAAUUUUAGCAGUGACUCUCUGAUCCAGUAGAUUUUCACACAUAGUCAAGAAAUUAAAGCAUAAGCAUUGCUCCCACACAAACCAAACCCACAAUAAAGAGGCAAUGAAGUGGAUAGUUCAUGAUGGCAUUUCUUUCUUCCUGCAGUUCAGUUUAUAUGUUCCCACAGUUGUGAAACAUCCCAGAUAUAUACAUCCAACCCCGGACUGCUAUUCCAGGAGUUGCAUAAUGCAGCACGCACACUCACUACCCAAGACUUUAACUCGUCUUUUUAACUAAAGAUCAAUUCAUAAUUCAUUUUGAACGAACCCCUUAAGGGAUUACUGAAGAUCAAUGUCACUCACAUUUAUUUUUGUACGAGAUGAUUAUCAGUAACUGUGAUAGUAAGCACAUUCUGCAUUUCUUGCAGUCCUCACCAAUAUCUUUGAAAGCAAAGCACUACAGAAAAUGUGAGCGGAUGGCGGGAUUCAAGCCGAGUUAAAAGAGCAGAAUGUAGUCACAGCGAAAAUGCACAACAGAUUUUAUGCUAGCCCAAUUUACAGCUUUAGUACCAAAGCUUGUUAUUUUGAAUGCAAUCGUUGUUGUACAGAUGCAGUUUAAAUCCAGAGAGUUCAAAUGGCAACUAAGGAAAGAACAGAAAAAUAAGUUACCAAAAAUAUGAUCGUAGAUAAGAGAUAGCAGAGAUUCGGGAAGAUCUUUUUAAGUUAUGGCAAUAUCUAAUAACAGAUGUAAUAGCUUUUAAUUGAAACUCUUGGUUUAUCCCAGCAUUUGUCCUGUGAGACACUGCUAAGGCAGAAUAAAAAAAUACUAUGAAGUUUGUUAGCCAUGAUCAUUUUUAGGAAGAUAAGUAAAUAUUUGCAAAAAGAAGAAACUGACUCAAAGAGCAUACACCUUGAGGUAGAUACUGCUCAGCAAACGAGACAGCAAUGGGCAGUGUGUGAGGACGAGAGACCUCAAGGGAAGCAGGAGUGAUUUGGGCAGACUCUUACAAACAUUGCUCUAGCCUCACCCAAAAAAGGUUCAGGAGACCCAAAGACAAGGCCACCUUCUAGACAGAGGUGGCAAAGCGGGCAAAGAUACAGGAACCUGUGCAAAGAGGAGGGCAAGCAAUGAGCAAGCGGCCAAGAAGUUGUGUAAGGCUGGAGGCUGGGGAGGGCUUGGGGCAGAGAGCUCUGAAAACCAGGGGGAGUCCAGAGGCACCAACUGGGCACAGGGAGCAGAAGCAGCAUUGAACUAGUAAAGCAGAUGCAAGGCAGACGCUUCCCCACACCUGCUUUGUGUUCUUGGAUUUCUGGUCAGUGAGCUAAAAGAAGAAAUAAAAUUGACAGAGACCACAGUGAAUAGCAGAGAUGGAGAAAGAAAACCAGAAAUAAAGUCAUUUCAGAAGAAGCAGUAGAAUGGUUAUACUAAAGACCUAAUUUUGAAGUUUGCCCUUCUUUGAGCAGGAGGUCGGACUAGAUGACCUCAGCAGGUCCCUUCCAGACAAAAUCAUUAUGUGAUUCAAAGGGAAAGGACAAAAGAGAGAAAGCAGCUGAAGGUGGAGGCAGUUUGCAUGGAGAACUAACUUGAAGGAAAGUAUUCUUGUUCACAGCGAAAGACAGAGCAAGAAUAAGGAAGUGGCUGGAAAGUAAUUCUGCUCUUCUCAGUGGUUUGACUUUCUGGAUGAAAUUUUGGAGACAGUAGAAAAACAAUCUGUACAGAGGUAAGAAAAUAUUUGAGAAAGUGUUGCCAUGCAGAGGAUCUAGAGGGCUGAGCAAGAUACCCAGGAACGUGUAGAGAGGAAGGACAAGCAGAGAAUAUGAAAGCCUGAAGAGUUUUCAUACAGACCAAAGAGAGCUCUGAAGGAAUACGCUCCUAAAGAAUUAAAAAGGCACCCAUAAGAGCACGACAAAGGGAAAAAUUUUGCAGUGAAAUAUGACUGUGGUUUGUAGAAGGUAAGUCAAGAAGAGAGAAGGCAGGGGAAAAAAACCUUUAAACUAAGAUUAGAGUAGGUCGUAAGUGACUGCUGUCAGUCUCGGUGGAGAGGAAACAAUAAAAAUAAGAGUGGUGAAAAUGCAAGAGUGAGAGGAGAAAAGGAAAUGAAAGUGCACGGCACCUGAGGAAGGCGGAGGCAAAAGCUGGAUGGCAACAAGGGUGACCUGGGCUUUCAUAGCAGGGAGACCAUAGGAAAGGGAGGGAGGGCGAUGGUGAGGCAGGAAUGAGAAUUACCCCUAGCGAAGCAGGGCUGUGUAAGAUAAUUUAGAGGGAGCACAUUUUAUUGCAAUUAAGGAUUAAAAGGUGAAAUAUUCAAAACUGUAUUUAUGAUCUUAUAAAAUCAUCAGAUCUCUAAACAAGAAAAGGCCCAAAAGGCACAAAUGUCAGUUCUAAAUACACUUUCUGAAAAGCUGAAUUAACAAAGCAAUGUCCAAAGAAGGCAGGGAGGCAGACGCAGCAGCUGGAAAAGCUCAAUAGCAGCCUGGAGACGCACAAAAAGUCCCAAAGCCGUCACUAUAUUAACAUGCUAUAGUCAUUGUGAAAUGCAUGGUUAAGAAGACUGACCCUUCCGGGCCAUAUCUCAACCAGGGAACAACAGUUAAAACAAAAGAGAAUGCAUUAUAAAGAGCGUCUAAUACCAUCUUUGCUGAAAUUUAAACUGCGGAUUAAUACUGACAUAGCAGAUGUCAAGAUAUUUACUGCUUCUCAGCCCAGGGGUGUAAUAAAAUGCGUGCAGAAGCACAGACAUUCAGGGAGGAGCAAUAACAUCUAAGAGCGGUGGAGAGCAUUUGUGCCGCUAUAAAGAAAAAAUAUCGAGAUUGGCUUCUGGUUUCCCAAAAAAGCACUCAUAACCUCCAUUAACACGGAGGUAUCUCCAUGCAGAAGACCUAAAAUAUUUCUAAAUUACAUUUGUUUAAUCUAUCUCACUGUUUUGACUCAAAAGCUGAAAGUAAAAUAAUCUAUUCGUGAUCACUUGCAACCUAUCCAUUAAAGAAACAAAGGCGCCACAUGCUCCCAAAUCUUACACAUUUAAACUUUCUCUUCAUAUCUAACAGCCUUCUACAAAGAAAGAGAAGGUGCUAAGUUAGAGCACUUGAUCUGCUCUGCACCAGAUCCCUCUGAAAAUACUCAGAAGCAGGAGACGCAACUUACUCCCCUUUCACAGCCCAUGCCCUUUUGCCUUGGAAAGAGGUGACACCCAGCCUGUGAAUCAGCGAGGAGCAGCUUCAGAGUCCCAGGAAUAUUUACACUAGGCAAACUAAAAGUAUUGCAGCUGGAAUUAGGCCAGCUCAAAAUGAUUAUAGCGUAUCACUGCAUUACGUGCCUUCUCCAUCUUAUGUAAAAUUAUCAUUCCUUCUCUGUAUGUACAUAGUAUGUUCAUAGCUUAGAUGGUGUAUUAGUAUUACUA